AUGGCAGCAGGAACGAUGGUGGCAAAUGUUGAAGCAGUGAAUGCCACAGAAACAACAGCUCAUAUUGACAGUCAGAGUCUUACGUCAGCAUUAAAUGUUGAUUUACAUGCGCAAAUGGAUAAACCAACAGGCGAACAACAGCUACGUCACUCAUCGUCGUUUAAUAUUCAGAUUGAGAACAAUAAUGGCAAACACAAGCAUCAUCAAUCAUCAUCACAAGAAGAAAUGGCUUUUGCAGAAGAUGGUUUAUGCUUGAUUAAUGAAGAAGGUUUAGAUGAUAGGCAAACAGAAAUACAACAUAAUUCAACUGGUAUUACUCAGAGUGGUGAAAUACAUGGUGACAUGAGACACCAACAACCACAAAUGAAAGUAACGGGUGCUGGAUAUCAUGCAACAAUUAAACCUGUCAUUAUCAAUAGAGAACCAGAAAUUUUAACAAAAUUUCAAUCGCAGGUGUCAUUUAGACAGCGUCAUCUUUCAUUGGACUGGGAUAAUUUUCCAAUUAACAACUCACCCUUACCUUUAAAAAAUGCCAUCAUUCAUGAACAACCAAACCUAUUACCCAAUCGUGGCAUGUCUCAGAUUUUAAGCAAACAAGUUACCAGCAAAGUACCAUUAUCCUCAUGUGUAAGUAAGGUAAUACAAACACAACAAGAAAAAAGAAUGCUUGAUAUCCCGCAAUUUUCUGGCGAAUUGAAACACAAUGUAAAACAGUGGCUUCGAGAUAUUCGUCAAGCAUGUGAUGAUCAAGAAAUAUCAGAUCAUGAUGGUUAUUUAUUAGCUAUUUCAAAACUAAGUGGUGGUGCGCGCGAUUUUUUUAAGUCUCAUCAACAAUAUGCAGUAACGUGGAAUUCGCUUGUUGAUUUAUUGAUGAAUCGUUAUCCCCCGCCACAAAUGGCAAGUCCUGAGGAACUAUUGCUUAGAUUGGUACAACGUCAACAAGGUAUUCGUGAAUCUAUUGCUGAAUACUAUGAAAAGAAAAAUCAAUUGUGCGAUGAAUAUGAUAUUUAUAUGACAGAUCAGCAACGUAUUUAUUAUUUGAAACAAGGAUUACGGGUGGAGUUAAAACAAUAUGCUGAAUGUCAUUCAUUCGUGUCAUUAGCACAAUUUAAAAAUG
Didymodactylos carnosus is the source of this 1117-nucleotide messenger RNA. The record is from the annotation of a GenBank genome assembly. Lineage: Eukaryota; Metazoa; Rotifera; Eurotatoria; Philodinida; Philodinidae.